UUCACCCCCUCUUCUCGUCGUCGUCGUCGUCUUGCUGUUCUGCUCUCUCCGAUCAGCUCCAAUGGCGCUGCAACUUUCUCUCUCUAACCCGUCCUCGCUCCGCUCUGGCGGUGCUGGUAGUAUCUCGAUCGCUUCCUCCUCUUGUUCCUCCCUCUCUUCUUCGCCGUCGUUGAAGAGCGCGAAGAUGGUCGUCGGUCGGACACGGAGGAGCGGGAUCGGUGCGGUGAGGUGCGGUGUGGAGACGGCUGUCCCGGCGAUCGGGCAGGUCACGGAGGUCGACAAGGACAGCUUCUGGCCCGUCGUGAGGUCCGCCGGCGCCAAGACCGUCGUCCUCGACAUGUACACCCAGUGGUGUGGACCUUGCAAGUUGAUGGCUCCAAAAUUCCAAAAACUAUCUGAGAAGUACUCUGAUGUUAUCUUUCUAAAGCUGGACUGCAACCAAGACAACAAGCCUCUGGCGAAGGAGCUCGGUAUCAGAGUGGUUCCCACUUUCAAGAUCCUCAGGGACAACAAGAUCAUAAAGGAAGUCACCGGAGCUAAGUUCGACGAUUUGGUUCUAGAGAUUGAGACUGGCAGAUCGAGCUGAAUCCACUCUGCCGGAGAAAUUCUCACAUACCACGGCCAACUUCACAACCCAAAUAACUGUUGUACUUACAUGUAUCUAUUUGUAUCAAUCACUUCACAUUUUGAGCCGUAGAUGAAAUGAGCCAAGUGAUUUUACACGCAGCAUCGAACGCCGAAGUCGCAAGACUACCUAUCUUUCAAUUGCGGUAACGCACGACAUCGUUGUCUACCUGAUGUAUGUAUGCAAAACUCGACAUUUGCUAGAAAUUCAAGAAGCUUACAGAACUGAAUUGCCAA
Messenger RNA from Syzygium oleosum, 861 nucleotides. RefSeq names its product thioredoxin F1, chloroplastic-like. The coding region runs from base 62 to 586 and encodes 174 amino acids. The transcript is spliced from 3 exons. Lineage: Eukaryota; Viridiplantae; Streptophyta; Magnoliopsida; Myrtales; Myrtaceae. The record is from RefSeq and is a predicted model, not a curated record.